AUGGCGAAAUACGGCGAGGGAGAUAAACGGUGGAUCGUGGAGGAAAGACCCGACGGCACUAACGUCCACAACUGGCACUGGUCCGAAACCAACUGUCUAGAAUGGUCCAGAACCUUCUUCACCAACCUCCUUUCAAAUCUUGUUAUCCUCAACGGCGAAGGUAACCUCUUCAUCAAAACCACCGCGCUCCGCAACCUCGACGGCGAAGCCUACAUCAACAUCCGUAAGGGGAAAAUCAUUCCCGGCUACGAGGUGAAUCUCACAGUUUCAUGGGAAGGUGAAGCGAAAGACUCCGAAGGUAAUUCGUUGCUUAAAGUUAACGGUACUGUUGAAAUCCCUUACAUCUCCGAUGAGAACGCGGAUGAGGAUCCGGAUAUUAGGGUUACGGUUGAAGAUGAAGGACCGAUUGGGAAGAGGAUUAAGGAUGCGAUGUUUUCUAAAGGGAAGGGAUUGAUUUUGGAGAAGGUUAGGGUUUGGGUUCAGAGUAUGGCGAAAGGUGGUCCUGUUAAAGAGGAGUUGGAUACUAAGAAGCCCUUGCCGCAGCCGCUGAAGCAAAAUCAUGCUCCGGUGGCGACUGCGACGGUUGCGAAGAGUGAUUCUGUUAAGAAGGAGGGUGUGGUGGAGAAGAAGAAGGAGGGUAAGAAAGGACGGAAGAAUAUUGUGUUGACCGAGAAGUUUAGUUGCAGGGCGAAGGAUUUGUAUGAGAUUUUGAUGGAUGAGAAUAGGUGGAAGGGUUUUACACAGAGCAAUGCUAAGAUUAGUAAAGAGGUUGGUGGUGAGUUCAGUAUUUUUGAUGGGUCUGUUACUGGAAGUAAUUUGGAGUUGCAAGAAGCUAAGUUGAUUGUGCAGAGGUGGAGAUUUGGGAGCUGGACCGAUGGUGUUCAAUCGCAGGUGAAGCUUGUUUUUGAGGAACCUGAACCAGGGGUUACUGUUGUUAAGCUGACACAUACUGAUGUGCCUGAGGAAGAUAGGUAUGGGAAUGCCACUGUGGUGGAGAACACUGAAAGGGGAUGGCGGGAACAUAUUUUCCAAAGGAUACGUGCUGUUUUUGGUUUUGGAAUUUGA
Molecule: messenger RNA, 1065 nt
Organism: Lathyrus sativus (Indian pea)
Lineage: Eukaryota; Viridiplantae; Streptophyta; Magnoliopsida; Fabales; Fabaceae
Source: the annotation of a GenBank genome assembly